CGCGCGCACGCACACUGGGGAUUUCCACCCAAGCGCUUGUUUCCUUCACUUGUUUUGCUUUCGAUCUGAAGAGCGAAAUCAAUCCCAUUUGACUUUUCGUUUUGAUAUCGAGAACUACAAAUUGUCGAGACCCCUUUACACACUCUUUCUUUUUAUUUCUGGAGUGAUUUCCGCACGUCGCAGGUCAGCAUGCCGGUGGAGAGAAUGCGCAUGAGGCCGUGGUUGGAGGAGCAGAUAAACUCUUGUCAAAUACCGGGGCUCAAAUGGGUCAACAAGGAGAAGAGAAUAUUCCAGAUUCCGUGGAUGCAUGCGGCGCGGCACGGCUGGGACGUGGAGAAAGAUGCUCCUCUUUUUCGAAACUGGGCCAUACACACAGGCAAAUAUCAACCAGGUGACAAACCAGACCCCAAAACAUGGAAGGCCAACUUCCGCUGUGCCAUGAACUCCCUGCCCGACAUCGAGGAGGUGAAAGACAAGAGUAACAAAAAGGGAACAAACGCCUUCAGGGUGUACAAAAUGCUGUCAGCGUCUGAAAGGCAAUCAAAGAGAGGAAAAAAGAGAGCAAUUGAAAAAGAAGAAAAGUUAAAGGUAGAGAGGCCGUGCUCCAUGUCCUCCAGCUGGGAGAACAGUAACGGCUCUUCUCCGUGCAAAAGCGUGGUAACAGUGAAGCAGGAGGCCGAUCACUCAGAGGACCAUCUGAUCAUCAACGAUCUGCCCGACGUCUGUCAGACCAUCGAGGUGGUGACGGAGAACGAGGAGCAGGCUGUGACCUCUAGCGACCUUUACCCCUUACAGAUCUCCCCCGUCUCCUCAUACGCUGAGAGCGAAACAGACAGCGCCAGCGAGGAAGACUCCAAAGAGCGGAUCCAGGCCUUAAUAUACCGCAACGAAAACAAAAACCGGCGUUUCCCCCUGCCUGGCAUGUCCUCCUUCAUUUCUCCAGACAAACCCAACUUCAAGAUCACCACCGUCCAAGACUCGGUGCUGCCCUUCGCUGUUGAGACAUCCUGGAGCCUCUUCCCCACACCGUCCCACAAACCCGGACCCUCGGGCCAAGCGGCGGCCCACGAGAAACGGGCUAGCGUCAUCAUGAAGACCUCGGACGUGUCCAAAUCCUCCGUCAAGAGCUGCUGAGGGCGAUUCAAGUCGACUUGACUACGACACUAACAUCCUUACAGGACCUACCAGCUCACGGGACCAUCCCAUAAGAGGUAACACAGAAUUGUUCCCAGAUGGGACAGAAUCCCCAGAUGGGACAGGAAGCGUGAGCGCAAAAUUCAGGGAGAUUUGGAGCAUGGUGUAUCCAUACGCUGAUCUGAAGCCAUUGUGAAUGUGUAUAUAUAGUGGGAUCAUUGCCUAAUUGCCUUUAGCACCUUAUGGAUGAGCACUGGCCGCCAUAAUCAGUGACUUUUCGAUGUUUAUGUGCGCUGGUAAAACCACGUAAUCGUAACUUAUCCCGUCAUGAGCGAAUAUAUUUUUAUAUCUUAUGCAACGGAUAGAUGCCAUUUUACACGAUGACGUAAGAAAAUCCUGUGUGAGUUUGUGUUUUUUUAUGAUGAGAAACAAAAGCACUUGUGUUUGUAAUUUGUUUUGUUUUUAAGUUUUAAGUCAAACGUAUCUUUUCAUGUGUCUCUUUCUACUGUAUAUGUGAAGGUAAAGAUGCCCUGCUUGUCUUUGUGUGUCCCAGAUAAUGUGUGUGUUGUGCCUUUCAGAUCUUUGUAAAAGUACAAGGGCUUCUUUAAUUAUUUUCCUCGAGAUUCUGGUGUAUAAAAAAUAUCAUGCGAUCAUAAGAAUAAAUGACAGAUGCUGUUUGGUCAGA
This is a messenger RNA of Danio aesculapii, 1819 nucleotides long. RefSeq names its product interferon regulatory factor 2b (gene irf2b). The coding region runs from base 190 to 1134 and encodes 314 amino acids. NCBI's taxonomy places the organism in Eukaryota, Metazoa, Chordata, Actinopteri, Cypriniformes, Danionidae. Gene Ontology annotation, biological process: immune system process; regulation of transcription by RNA polymerase II. The record is from RefSeq and is a predicted model, not a curated record. Gene Ontology annotation, molecular function: RNA polymerase II cis-regulatory region sequence-specific DNA binding; DNA-binding transcription factor activity, RNA polymerase II-specific. The transcript has 9 exons. Gene Ontology annotation, cellular component: nucleus.